This is a messenger RNA of Entelurus aequoreus (snake pipefish), 3096 nucleotides long. RefSeq lists its product as uncharacterized. The record is from RefSeq and is a predicted model, not a curated record. The transcript is spliced from 2 exons. Lineage: Eukaryota; Metazoa; Chordata; Actinopteri; Syngnathiformes; Syngnathidae. The coding region runs from base 1 to 3096 and encodes 1031 amino acids.
AUGACCACCAUCAUUGUUUCUUAUGGAGCAGAGAGGUUCGGUGUGGAAGAGGACAAGCCCAUCAGUUCCAACUACACCAUGAACCGAAGGGCAAAACAGAUCCAUCAACUGCGGCAGGAGCUCCGGUCCCUGGCAAGGCAGUACAAGGCAGCAUCUGAGGAGGAGAAGGCGCCAUUGGCUGAACUCCUGAACAUCAUCAGGAAGAAACUGACGACCCUACGUAGAGCUGAAUGGCACAGAAGGCGCAGGAGAGAGAGAGCCAGGAAGCGAACUGCAUUCAUAGCUAAUCCAUUUGGAUUUAUCAAACAGCUGUUGGGGCAGAAGCGCAGUGGGCGUCUAGUUUGCUCCAAAGAAGAAGUUAACAACUUCUUGAAAAACAACCUGAGCGACCCUGAAAAAGAGAAAGAGCUAGGGCCCUUCAGUGCCUUAUUGGACAUACCAUCUCCUACUGUCAAAUUCAUCACCAGCGAGCCCACCUGGAAGGAAAUCCAGGAGGUUGUUACUUCAGCCAGAGCCAGUUCAGCUCCAGGACCCAGUGGAGUACCCUACAAGGUGUACAAGCGAUGCCCGGAACUCCUUAGAAUCCUUUGGAGGAUCCUGCGAGUGAUUUGGCGCAGAGGAACUGUUGCAGACCAGUGGAGGCAGGCUGAGGGUGUUUGGAUACCUAAAGAGGAAAAUUCCACCAAGCUGGAGCAGUUCAGGACCAUCUCGCUCCUUAGCGUUGAGGGAAAGAUCUUCUUCAGCAUCCUUUCCAGAAGGUUGACUGACUUCCUCCUCAAGAAUGCCUACAUCGACACCUCGGUCCAGAAAGGUGGAAUCCCAGGUGUGUCAGGAUGCCUGGAACAUACCGGUGUGGUUUCCUGGCUGAUCAGGGAGGCGCGGGAGGGAAAGGGAGACCUUGCUGUGCUUUGGCUUGACCUUGCCAAUGCGUACGGCUCCAUACCCCACAAGCUCGUGGAGACUACCCUGGACCGACACCAUGUACCCAAGAAGAUCAAAGACCUCAUCCUGAAUUACUACGGGAACUUCAGGCUCAGGGUCACUUCCGGGAGCAUAACAUCAGAUUGGCACAGGCUUGAAAAAGGCAUUAUAACUGGGUGUACAAUCUCAGUCUGCCUCUUUGCCCUAGCCAUGAACAUGGUAGUCAAGGCAGCUGAAACGGAAUGCAGAGGCCCUCUGUCAAAGUCUGGAACUCGACAGCCCCCCAUCAGAGCCUUUAUGGAUGAUCUCACUGUCACAACUACAUCAGUGCCUGGCGCUAGAUGGAUACUCCAGGGCCUGGAAAAGCUCAUCUCCUGGGCAAGAAUGAGCUUUAAACCAACCAAAUCCAGGUCGAUGGUUCUGAAGAAGGGAAAACUGGCAGAUAAGUUCCGCUUCUUCGUGGAUGGCACAGCAAUCCCAUCUAUCACAGAGAAACCGGUCAAGAGCCUGGGCAAGGUUUUCGACUGUAGUCUCAGGGAUACUGCAGCAAUCCAAACAACCAUCAAGGAGCUGGAGACGUGGUUAUCAGCUGUAGACAAGUCUGGCUUACCUGGCCGGUUUAAGGCGUGGAUUUACCAGCAUGGCGUCUUACCCCGGAUACUCUGGCCUCUGUUGUUGUAUGAGGUUCCUCUGUCAACAGUGGAGAUUCUGGAGAGGAAGAUCAGCAGCUACCUCUGCCGAUGGAUGGGCUUUCCACGCAGCCUGGGCAGCACAGCACUGUAUGGGAAGACCAACAAGCUCCAGCUCCCCUUCAGUAGCCUGGAUGAGGAGUUCAGGGUCUCUCGCAUUCGAGAGGCUUUGCUUUAUCGUGACUCCAAGGACUCUAAAGUGGCAUCAGCAGGCAUCGUGGUGCGAACUGGCAGGAAGUGGAGGGCUCAGGAAAGCCUGGAGGUUGCUGAGUCUCAGCUGAGACAUAGGGCCCUGGUGGGCACGGUGGCAACAGGCCGUGCUGGGCUGGGAGCCUUCCCCCAACCUCACUAUGAGAAGGCACGUGGUAAAGACAAACGCCAGCUAGUCCUGAAGGAGGUGCGUGCAGAGGUUGAGGAGGAACGAACCAGCAGGAUGGUGGGUAUGCAGCAGCAGGGAGCAUGGACAAGGUGGGAGGGUGCACUGGAGAGGAGGGUGACCUGGUCUGAGGUCAGGCUGGCUGAACCCCAGCGCAUUAAGUUCAUGGUUCAAGCUGUCUACGACGUCCUACCCAGCCCAGCCAAUCUCCAUCUCUGGGGCAUGAUUGACUCUCCAACCUGUGUGCUGUGCUCCAGGAAAGGCUCGCUGGAGCACAUCCUAAGCAGCUGCUCUGAAGCUCUGGGGGAGGCCCGCUACCGCUGGCGGAACGACCAAGUGCUGAAGACCGUUACUGAAGCCAUAGCUAAAGCCGUGGCCAAAAACAACAGCAGCAAACAACAACUUGGCAAUAGGAGAAUUGCCUUUGUCAGGGCUGGAGAGCAGCCACAGUCACAGCCCAAACCAGCAGCCGGGCUCCUCACCUCAGCAUUGGACUGGGAUCUUCGAGUGGACUUGGGCAAGCAGCUCAAGUUUCCAGACUAUGUUACAACAACUUCGUUGAGGCCAGACAUCUUGCUUACAUCAGUAUCUUCACGGCAGGUGCUACUGAUAGAGCUGACAGUUCCUUGGGAGGAUCGCAUUGAGGAGGCAAACGAGCGGAAGUGGUCAAAGUACCAGGAGCUAGUCGAGCAAUGCCGCAGAGGAGGCUGGAGGGCAUGCUGUGAGCCCAUCGAAGUAGGGUGUAGAGGCUUUGCUGGCCGCUCACUGUGCAAGGUGUUCACACUACUUGGCAUCACAGGUGAUAGGAAAAGGAAGGCCAUCAAGACCACCAUGGAGGCAGCAGAGAGAGCCUCUAGAUGGCUUUGGAUCAGGAGGAGCGAACUGUGGGCCAAUGCUACUGGGACACAAGUCUUCAUCCUACUCGUCUUUGGCGGGCCUUUCCACAGCCCCGCCAGCCCCCUUGUCUCCUGCAUCGUCGCUACCGCAACCUCCGGCUGGCCGGCCGCAAGGGCAGCCAACAGGCCCCCGCACACGGCGCCCUCUGUGGCCAGGGCAGGGACACUUUCUGCACCAACAGCAACGCCCAAGACAUGGAUAUAUUUCCCGUAG